AUGGAAAUUACUGAAGUAUUGCCAAUUAAAUCAUUAGAUGAAGCAUUAUCUUGGAAACCAUUAGCUGAAUCUCUACCAGUUAUACAUUUACAAGAUCGUGCAAAUUAUUCCAUUAAUGGCAAAGAUUAUAAAUGCCAUGAACGAUUUAUAACAUCAAAAAGAUUAUUAAAUCAAGGACUUCCAAAAACACUCAUAUGUCAUGACAUGCAAGGCGGUUAUUUAAAUGAUCGAUUUGUCAAUGGAACAAAAACUAGUAAUGAAUAUAUAUUUUAUAAUUGGUCUAUAAUAGAUACAUUUGUUUAUUUUAGUCACAAUUUUAUCACUAUUCCACCAAUUGGUUGGAUAAAUGCAGCGCAUAAACAUGGUGUUAAAGUUCUUGGGACACUUAUUACAGAGUGGAAUGAUGGAAAUGAUUUAUGGUUACAAGUAUUUGGCAAUUUAGAAAAAAGAGAUAUCUUAGUAGAUAAGUUAGUGGAAAUAUGUAAAUAUUAUAAAUUUGACGGUUAUCUUUUUAAUGUAGAAAAUGAAUUAGAAUCAGAAAAUAUUGAAAAUAUGAUAGAAACUGUAAGUUCAUUAAGAACUAAAUUGAAAACUGUAAUAACACACUCAGAAGUUAUUUGGUAUGAUUCAGUUAGUAUGGAAACAGGAAAACUUAUUUGGCAAAACCAAUUAAAUAAUCACAAUAAACUAGCAUUUCAAGCUUGCGAUGGUAUAUUUUUGAAUUACAAUUGGAAAGAAGAAGAUCUCGUGAAAUCUGUAGCUAAUGCCGGAAGUAGGAUAGUUGAUGUUUAUGUUGGAGUAGAUGUAUUUGGUAGAAAUUGUAUAGGAGGUCUUGAUUGUUAUAAAUCAUUAGAAAUUAUCAGGAAAUAUGAUUUGUCUGUUGCUAUUUUUGCGCCUGGAUGGACUUAUGAGACAUUAAAUGAUAAAAGUAAAUUCAUUGCAAUGGAAGAUAUUUUUUGGAGAAAACUUUAUCCGUAUAUGUAUAUUCAUGUUCCUUCUACACUACCAUUUUCUACAUAUUUUUGUAGAGGUCACGGGGCAAAGAAAAUUGAUAAUUUUGUUUUGUCUUCAACGGAUCCCUGGUACGACUUAUCAAAACUAAAUUUUCAGCCAUCUGUUCCAUUAUGUUUAAUUAAUGGUAACUUUCCUUGUAUUUCUCAUGUUGAUGGAGAAGCAAUUACAGGAGGUGGUUGCUUAAAAUUAAAUGGCAACAAUGAAAACGCAACUUAUCAUAGAAUAUUUUUAUGUCACUUUGAAAUCAAAUCAACAUUAUAUUUUGAAAUAACUGUUAAGGCAUUAAAGCCUUAUGAAUCUCAUAAAAUAUUUUUGGGCGCAUUGGAUCCUUAUGGAAUGCCAUAUAAAAUGGAGUUUGGCAUUCAAGGUGAUAAUAAUAUGUUUUUCAAUAAUUGUGAUGACUACAGUUGUAUUAUUCCUAAUUCCAAAAUAUAUAACUUAUCGUUAGAAAAUGGAUGGUUAUUACAUAAAUUAAAAUGCGAAAUGGUUGGGACAAUAGUGGAAGUUGCAAUUGAAACUGAAGAACCGUUACUUAUUGGACGUUUAUUUAUAAAUGAUGGAAGUAUUUUGUAG
This is a messenger RNA of Cinara cedri, 1587 nucleotides long. The record is from the annotation of a GenBank genome assembly. NCBI's taxonomy places the organism in Eukaryota, Metazoa, Arthropoda, Insecta, Hemiptera, Aphididae.